ACUUGCCCCCCGCUUGCUUUGAAAUUAUACUUCACACCCUGCCCAAAGCCCGGAAACAGCGCAGCGAUGAACGAGAAGAUAAAUCAUCCCCAGAACCAACGCAUAAAGCCAUCGCCGAAGCCAAAAAACCAAAUUCCCACCUCCGCCCCCCUCCCUUUGGCCUUGGUCUCGCUCUCUCUCUCACACGCACGCGCACAUUUGUUCCAGUUUCGACUGCUCCUCGCCGCCGUUAAUGGCGACGGGGUGGGUUAAAGCCCUGCAAUGCAAAUCCAACGCCUUGGAAGACGUCUACCCCCCGACGCCGUCAAAGAAGCCCCUCCUCCCUCUCUCCUGCGCCAACUACCCCCACGCCCUCAAAGACGUUGUCUUUCUCGUCCCUAAACCCCCCUCCUCUCUCCCCAAAAAGGCCUCCACAAAGCCCGCGUCACGACCCCAAACCAAACCCAGACCUAAGCCCCCGCCGGCCCCGGCCUCGCCGCUGCCGGCGGGGCUGGCGCACUCCCACCAGUUCCCGACCCUCGCCGAGCUGCCGGCCGGCCACUCGUCCCGUCGGGUGGUCGAGAUAAUCUUCGGCUCGAGCUGGUCCGCCCGGGCUGCCGCGUUCCCGGGCGACAUCGAGAUGCUCUUCCGGGUCCACAAUCCGCACCGGACCGUCGCCCGGUUCGAGGAGUACCGCGCCGCGGUCCGCGCCCGCUGCGCCGCCGCGCGCUCCGACGACGCCCGCUGCGCCGCCGACGGCAACGAGAUGAUGCGCUUCCACCGCGCCCCCAACUCGUGCGCCUCCGCUGGCGGCGAUGCGAUCUAUGACGGCAGGGUGGCGUGCUGCGAGGUAUGGUCGCCGGGGGGGAAGGCGGAGGGUAUCCGGACCUUCGCCGGGAGCGGCCGGGCCGACGAGAUCGGCGGCGGCGGGGCCGGUCGGAGGGCGAUGCUAAUUUCCCGUGUCAUCGCCGGCCGGGUCCGGGCCGAGUCGGACCCCGAGUCGGCCGGCGAGUCGUUGGCUCGGGGACAAGGAGAGCUCGUGGUGUUCGAUCCCCGGGCCGUGCUCCCUUGCUUCCUAAUUAUCUACCAAGUCUAAUCUAAUCUCGGAUUAGACCUCAAUUAACAACGGGAUUAAUAAUUUCUUUCUUUGUUUUUUGUUCUUUGUUAGUUGCGAUUUACUGACUUGGUUUAUGUUUGGUGUGCCGGGUCGGCGGUGUAGAAAGGGGUGGGGUUGGGUUGGGUUGGUUAAAUGGCUAAAAAGUUUUCUAUUUUAUGAGUACAGAAAUCCAUUUGCCUUUUGUUAUUAUUAUUCUUUGGAGUUGUUUAUUUGUGCAAUGGGUUGUGAUGUUGGUUUUAUGAUGUUUGUUGCAAGCUCUUUUUUUUUGUUUGGGUUUGUCAAUGUUUUAAAAAUAAAUAAGUACGUACAGAAUAUUUGGAGUUUGGUGAGAGGGGGCUUUUUUUUUUUUUUGUGUGUGUGUGUGUUGCAAAACAUAGCUACUGUGAGGUGAACAAUGCUACAGAUUGAAUGCCCUCUUUUAUGGCUAACAACUUGGAUGGUGUUCUGUAGACUGAAUUGAUGUUUGCUCAGAAGACAUUUCGGGAUGUGUUAAUUUUGAGACUUCUUUUGGAUGCAUUGGAAGAAAAAGAAAAUAGACCUACCUGGGCAAGGUGGAGUGCGGUAUCUUGGCUUCUUGCAAGGAUGAUCAAUGAGGACGGUGCACCCUACAGCGGGAUCCUUGCGAGGUGUAUCCAUAGUUUCUAUGGUUAUCAAACACACUGGUGUAACUUGCAUGAUUUUUUACAAUUAGACUUAAUUGCUAGAUUUCACAAACUUAGAACUAGGAACUGAUGACUCCUUGAAUUGAGUUGACGGAGAGAGAACUAUGCUUUGGCUCCAUCGGAUAAAAUUGAUCUCUGUGUUGAAUGGGGCGCAAGCAAGAGCCAUACACAUGGACGGUGGAAAAGAGAGAGAUACAGAUAAGACCAGUGCAUUCUCUGGUCUUUUCAUUCAAUAGCAGCAUCACAUCCUUCAUCA
Messenger RNA from Phoenix dactylifera (date palm), 2014 nucleotides. RefSeq lists its product as uncharacterized. Lineage: Eukaryota; Viridiplantae; Streptophyta; Magnoliopsida; Arecales; Arecaceae. The record is from RefSeq and is a predicted model, not a curated record.